Messenger RNA from Octopus bimaculoides (California two-spot octopus), 2735 nucleotides. RefSeq names its product iron-sulfur cluster assembly factor IBA57, mitochondrial. Lineage: Eukaryota; Metazoa; Mollusca; Cephalopoda; Octopoda; Octopodidae. The record is from RefSeq and is a predicted model, not a curated record. Gene Ontology annotation, molecular function: protein binding. Gene Ontology annotation, biological process: iron-sulfur cluster assembly. Gene Ontology annotation, cellular component: mitochondrial matrix.
UUGAUAUUUGACAGAAAAUAAUACUAAUAAAAAUAUCACCGCAUCUUAUAACUGAACUUCAUAGAAAGGUUACAACAUGGUUGCUUGAACUGCUAGAUCUCAUCCACAGCACAUCCUUAUAGUCUUAAAGGAAGGAUACGGUGGAUAAUGUAGCCCUAGAUAUACUUGGUUUGGGAAAAAGUAUGAUAAUCGAGUGUUCGAUCACGAUUGAUAUUGGACUAAACAAUAAUAAUAAAUGAAAGAGUCUCGGUAAAUAUUGUAGAGAUCAGAAUUACAUUCUUUUAUACUGCAUGGGUAGUCUCUCGACUCCGAGAAUGACGAUUCCUCAAUUUAUUGCUGAUCAACCAACACAUGAUUUGUUUAUAGUAAUCAAAUGCCUGUGUGUACACGAACUCACUCCCCUUCCUCUAUUCGACACUGAAUGUACAAAUGUACGGUGUACCACUGUUAGAUUUAGUGAUCGCAGAGCAACAUGAAGUGAAGUGGUUUGCUCGAGAACACAAAGUACCAUCCAGUCAGGGAAUCGAAACCACGAUCUUGCGAUCAUGAGAGCAAUACUCUCACUCUUUAAUAUUAAUAAGUGAAAAAAAAAGAGGAAAAAAUUUUAUGUGUGUUUAUUAAACACAAAAUUUACGUGACUCGAUCGAAGUACGUACAGAACCAGAAGAAGAAACAGCUAAGAAGAAUUCCAACUGGAUCUGGUCAAGCAGGAAGAGAAGUGAAUUUCAAAAGCAUAAUUUACCCUAAAUCAACUAACGUCUUCAAAUGAACAGGUUACAACACCAAGAUAUCGUGGAUCGGAGCACCUUAAAUGUAGACAACGAUACAUAAUGUGGAAGCAGAGGGACCUAGAUGCGACCCCCUUAGCGUAUAAAGAAUUAAGGGCCGAAAAACCUGCGUGUGUAGAUCUUACUAUUACUUGACACCGGUUCCACACAGUUCUCUCCCCUUAGUUUAUGAAAUUCUCUUGGCGUGUUUAUACUUCUUGAUCGCGUAACUUUGUUUAUAUAAUAUUAAAUCUCAAUGUGAAUAAUGUCAAAAUCAUUUUGCUUUAGUCUGAUUAGUCUUUAAAGGCAGAUAAUAGAUCCAACAUAAGAAAUGUACUGUUAUCAAGUUCUUGAUGAAGGAGGUGUGCUGGCUGUCCAACAUCUACAGGUUGUUUAUGGAAAUGAUACCACUGACAAUAACAAUGUGCACAGAUGAGUGAACUAUAAUUGAAGACAAACCAUGCAGUGGAGGACCAGCAACUGGUAUCACUAAAACAAAUUACCAGUGAAUGAAUAGAUUCGCACAGACAGAGGACUCAUAGUGAGUUUCCCUGCAAAACUGAUCUGUGAUCGCAAUGCAUUACAGUAAAUGGUGGAAGACUUUGGGUAUUGAAAAGUGUGUGUGCAAAAUGCUUCAGAAAUUCACCUCACUGUCUAUGAAACCAUUUUUGAAAAAAGUUCCCAUAUCUUCAGCUAUUAAUUGUUGUUCAUAUUCAGUAUUUAAAUCUUUACAAAUAACCCCCAGAAAGCUUUUAGAAACAAAUUUAGCUAAUUUUCAUUCGAGGCAUUUGUCAUAUUUAUCUGAAGAAUAUUUCUUAAGUUAUUCAAAUGCUUUCUUUAGAAGAUGCUUUCCAAAAAGCUCCAGUGGUUUCAGGGCAUCUCGUUUAUUUUGUAAUCAAAUAGUUAAUAGGUGUAAGAUUGAUCAUAGAAUAAAAUCACAUCCAUUUACCUCAGAUGUAGUGAAUUCUUCAGUUAAAAAGCUGGAUAAUGUUAAACUGUUUCAUCUGAAAUCUCGGAGCUUAAUUCACCUUGUUGGCACAGAUACUUCUAGUUUUUUACAAGGCCUUAUUACAAAUGAUAUGCAGCAGUUUCAGAAUGACAAUAAAAGAACAAUGUAUGCCAUGAUUUUGAAUGUUCAGGGCCGCAUUCUCUAUGACAUUUUUAUCUAUGCUCUUCCUAACCAAUCUUCAGAUUUCUUCCUGGAAUGUGAUACCAGCAUUAUUAAUGAUUUAAUAAAACUCCUAAAGAGAUACAAAAUUAGGAAAAAGGUUUCUGUUGAAAAUACUGAAGAUAAGUUUCAAGUAUGGGCUUCAUUUAGUCCUCCUUUAGCACUUUCAAACUUCUUGUCAUCUGAAAAGGAUUCAAAGGUUGAAAUUUGUGAGCCUGAUCCUAGAGUUCAAGACUUUGGUUCCAGAUUAAUUUUACCUCAUGAUACUUCUUGUGUAUCAAAUCCAGAAGAGGAAUAUCACAUGAGACGAUAUGAAAUGGGUAUUGCUGAAGGAACAUCUGAUCUCCCUCCAGGCAGCUGCUUUCCUUUAGAAAAUAAUCUGGUAUUUUUAAAUGGUGUGAGUUUCCAGAAAGGUUGUUACAUUGGGCAAGAACUUACUGCUCGGACUCAUCAUAGAGGAGUUAUUCGCAAACGUCUCAUGCCUAUUUUCUUCCAAAGUGAGCCCGGAGAGAUUAUGAAAGACAAGCCAAUUGUUGAUUCUACAGGGAAAAAUAUUGGCAAAUUUCGAGGUAAUAUUGGAAAACAUGGCUUAGCUUUAUUGCAAUUGAAACCUGCUCUACAGAUUCAAGAUGGAUAUUUUGAUUUGGACAAUCACAAAGUGAAACCUAAAAUACCUGCUUGGUGGCCAAAUCUGAAUAUUUAGCAGUUUGAAGAAGCUAAUUAAAUAUCUUACUAAACCUAGAUGUAUCUAACCAUCAGAAAUAAUAAUAAUUUAUUAAAAAUAUGUUUGAAUAUCUAAA